Molecule: messenger RNA, 717 nt
Organism: Knipowitschia caucasica
Lineage: Eukaryota; Metazoa; Chordata; Actinopteri; Gobiiformes; Gobiidae
Source: the annotation of a GenBank genome assembly
AUGCUGCCCCAAGCUCCGCCCACAACCAGCAGUUUGAACCUGGUGACCUCCGAAGUGCCCAUCGACGUCUCAGACCACGGGAUCGACAUGGCCGACCUGGUGGAGAGUCUGGACGCGGGAGAACUGGACUUUGAAGAUGGGGAAGAGACAGAUUAUGAUGGGAACACCCUAGGGGACAGUCGCAUUCCUUUCUCUGCCAUUUACGCCUUAGUGGGAUUCAAAGAGGCCAACGCCAAAGUGUACGUGCCGGCGGUGCCCAUCACGGCUCGCAUCCUGGAGGUGGAACGCUUCACUGCAGCACAGGACCGCUUCAACGCAUCCAACCAGCGCAGUGUCAACAAGUCGUUACCUGCGGUGUUUAAAAUCGAGCUCCGGCACGGGGAGUUCACAUGGGUGGUGAAGAGGAAAGAGAAACAUUUCAUGGAGCUUCACCGCGAGCUCCGGACGUACAAGACCUUCAUGCGGAUCCCUCUGCCUUCCAGAAGCCACACGGUGAGGAGGAGGACGGUGAGGAAGAGCGAGGUGCGAGAGAUGCCAGUUCUGCCCAAAGGAGGAGGGGAUGAGCUGGUGCGCGACGAGCAAGUCUCCAGCAGAAGGAGACAGUUAGAAGACUAUUUGAACAAGCUGCUGAAGAUGGCAAUGUACCGCAAAUACCACCAUACUUGCAGUAAAUGGAGGCCAGCUAGUCUGAACUCCAACGACAACAUUUCUAUCUAA